This is a messenger RNA of Rhagoletis zephyria (snowberry fruit fly), 870 nucleotides long. NCBI's taxonomy places the organism in Eukaryota, Metazoa, Arthropoda, Insecta, Diptera, Tephritidae. The record is from RefSeq and is a predicted model, not a curated record.
AUGGGAAACGGCUCAAGCAAAAACAACGACUCUUCAGUGGACUUCCUUGGUCCCGAGUCGCCGCUGGUGCAGGCGCAGACCCUGGAGUUCACCAGCAGCGGCAUUCGCAUCAACAACAAGCGAACCUCGGCGAUUCUCACUCGGCGCGAGCUGGAGAAGAUGCGCCACGCGAACGUCUCCAAUGACAUUCGCAUCAUCCUCAAUAAGCCCUUCUCUAAUGUGGACCGCAUCACCGACUCGCUCUACCUGACGGGCAUUGGCGGCGUCCUCCUGGAGAACAUAAAGGAGCUGAAGAUUCGCUGCAUCAUCAAUGCGACGCAUGAGAUGCCGCUGGCGAAGCUGCCCAAGGUGGCCUCCCUUAGAGUGCCCGUCGAUGAUGACCCCUCGGAGAACAUCUUCAUCUACCUGGAUGACGUGGCCACCGUCAUUCACAACGUCUCCAAGAAGGGAGGACGAACGAUGGUGCACUGCCUCGCUGGCGCCAGUCGGUCCUCCACUCUGGUCAUCGCCUACCUGAUCAAGUAUCAAGAGUACACGCUGAAGAAUGCAUUCUGCUACCUCAAGUCACUUCGUCCGUGCGCAAGACCAAACAUUGGCUUUUUCAAUUAUCUGAUAAAGUACGAGUCCUUCUACCACAAGAACAACUCCGUGGUGAUGCAGGAAGUGAAGAUUCAGGGGAAAACGGUCCGCGUUCCAGACUUUUACAAGGCCGAAUUUCCCGACCUAUACAGAGUGGAGGUCCAGAAGCAGCUCAAUCAGAGCCACAUGAGUCAGGUUCGCGUGCAGGAGAGCAACCAGGUGAAUUACAUCAAUCGAAAUCGAGGUGUCAAGGAGAUGCACAAUGACAUGGACAAACUUCGACAGGAGUGA